AUGGAAAAAACCUUAAUCACUUUCAUCUUCUUCCUCCUCCUCCUAAGUCAACGAGUUCACGCCCAGGCGAAUCCACCUGGGAUCGAACCAGACUCACAUAAUAGCGAAAACUUCAGCCGACCAAAGGAGAUUAUCAUAGUAGCCGUGAUCGCUAUCAUUAUAUUUAUUGGGUUUUAUUUCAUCUAUCUUUGUUGCUGCAUCGAUGACCAACUCAUGGAUUUUGGAAACUGGAGUCGAUGGCGACCUUGGAAUUUCACUGGAUCAUCCCAGCAUUCGCUUAAGACUCCCUAUGGAGGACUCGACCCUGCCGUAGUCAAGAGCUUCCCAACUUUCAAAUACGAGUCAAUAAAGUCAACAUUGAUCGGUAAAGGGACGUUAGAGUGCGCAGUUUGCUUAAUGGAAUUCAACGACAAAGACAUUUUGCGUUUAAUACCAAAGUGUGACCAUUUUUUCCAUACUGAUUGCGUUGAUGAAUGGCUAGUAAGUCACGCUACUUGUCCUGUUUGCAGGUUCAACCUCACAAACGCCGACUUAUGGGAUUAUACAUCACCAAACGACGACACUGAAGACGACAAUGAUGAAAUGAGUAGGAAGCGCAGGGUGAUGAAGAACUUGUCGAGGUCGUUAUCGACAGGGCAUAUGGAUAGGUUUAUGCUAAGGUUACCGAGGGAGGUAGGAAAGCGGAUCAAAAUGUUUGAUGGGAAUACUAAUUUGUGGAUUAUUUCGGGAGAAAGUAGCACAAAGGCAGGUUAUAGAGAAGGGUUUGGUGAAGGGAGUAGUACUAAUAGAUGUAAAUCGGAAAGAUUUGGAAAUGACAAGGUGUUUUCGUUUGGAAAACAAUUUACGAGCAAAGAGGACUCUUUCCUUGGUGUUGUUCCUGUUGAGCCAGCUCAAUUGCUUGUUUGA
Molecule: messenger RNA, 906 nt
Organism: Spinacia oleracea (spinach)
Lineage: Eukaryota; Viridiplantae; Streptophyta; Magnoliopsida; Caryophyllales; Amaranthaceae
Product: E3 ubiquitin-protein ligase ATL6-like
Exons: 1
Coding region: 1-906 (301 amino acids)
Source: RefSeq, a predicted model, not a curated record